Austrofundulus limnaeus is the source of this 2281-nucleotide messenger RNA. RefSeq names its product dimethylaniline monooxygenase [N-oxide-forming] 5. Gene Ontology annotation, molecular function: N,N-dimethylaniline monooxygenase activity; flavin adenine dinucleotide binding; NADP binding. The transcript has 11 exons. NCBI's taxonomy places the organism in Eukaryota, Metazoa, Chordata, Actinopteri, Cyprinodontiformes, Rivulidae. The record is from RefSeq and is a predicted model, not a curated record. Bases 101 to 1759 code for a protein of 552 amino acids.
AGAAGUAUGCCAUGGGUCUCCGUCUUAGUAUAAAAGCCAGAGCUCUGAUGCCUGUCGUCCUUCUUUCCAGACUCAGACUAAGAAGCACACGAGCUUCAUCAUGGUGUACAAAGUAGCAGUGAUCGGGGCGGGACCCUCAGGUCUGACCAGCAUUAAAGCCUGUCUGGAUGAGGGCUUGGAGCCGACCUGCUUUGAAAGCAGUGAUGACAUGGGUGGACUGUGGAAGUUCAAGGAAGUAUCAGAGCCCAACAGGGCCAGCAUCUACCGCUCCCUAACUAUCAAUAUCUGGAAGGAGAUGAUGUGCUACAGUGACUUCCCCAUCCCAGCUGAUUACCCCAACUACAUGCACCACUCUAAAAUCCUAAAAUACUUCAGGAUGUAUGCAGAUCACUUCAAGCUACUUUCUCACAUACGCUUUCAGACCUCAGUGAAGAGCGUCACCCAGAGACCAGACUUUWCUCRCACCGGUCAGUGGGAGGUGGUCACAGAGGAUAAAGAUGGACUAGAGGAGAGGCAUGUCUUCGAUGCAGUAAUUUGCUGCUCCGGUCACUUCAACUAUCCCAACCUGCCACUCAAAGACUUCCCAGGAAUUGAGACAUUUGAAGGAACAUACUUCCACAGUUGGGACUACAAGGGACCAGAGGAUAUGUAUGGUAAGAGAGUGGUGGUCAUCGGCAUCGGUAACUCCGGAGGGGACAUCGCUGUGGAGGGCAGCAGAGUUGCAGAGCAGGUAUAUCUGAGCACUCGCAGUGGUGCCUGGGUCAUCCGUCAAGUUUCUGAUGAUGGCCGGCCAGUGGACAGGUUCAACACACGUUUUAUCCAUGUCUUGUUCAAGCUGUUGCCCAUGAGUCUGCUUAACUGGCUGGGUGAAAAAAAACUGAACGCCAUGUACGAUCAUGCCAUGUAUGGGCUCAAACCAAAACACAGGCUCUUCAGCCAGAUUCCCGUGAUCAACGAUGACCUUCCCUUCAAGAUUUUGUCUGGAUCAGUCCUUGUCAAACCAAAUGUGAAGGAGAUCCAAGGGUCCACUGUGGUGUUUGAUGAUGGCAGCACUGUGGAGAAUGUGGAUAUGAUUGUGUUUGCCACAGGCUACAACUACGAUUUUCCUUAUUUGCCAAACAAUGCAAUGUACAAGUCUGGACACAGAGUGGGCCUGUACAAACAUGUCUUCCCUCCAAAUCUGGAGCAUCCCACUUUAGCUAUUGUGGGUUUUAUCCAUUCUGAUGGUGCCAUUAUGCCACAAGCUGAAAUGCAGGCCCGCUUUGUCACUCGUGUUUUCAGUGGACAUAAGAAGCUGCCAUCCAACCAGACCAUGAUCAAGGCUGUUGAAAAGGACACCAGGAACAUUGCAAAAAACUACGUGGUGUCAAAGCUGACACCCCUGCAGGUGGACUUUGUUGAGUACAUGGAUGACUUAGCCAAGGAUAUUGGAGUGCGACCAAGCCUCCUUUGGCUCCUCUUCACAGACUUCCCACUGUUCAAGGAAGUUUUUUGGGGGCCUGUCACUGCUUACCAAUACCGCUUAAUGGGACCAGGGAAAUGGAAGGGGGCCCGAAAGGCAAUCUUCACUCAGUUAGACCGCAUGUACCAACCCCUAAAAACCAGAAAGCUGGAGGUGAAUGAGAGUUCAUCUACAGGACGUCUGAUCAAGUUGAGUUUGACACUCAUGGCCGGAGGAGCUGCUUUUUACUAUGUUCAAGUUCGCAAUCCCACCAUCAUCCCCACCCUAAUGUCCAAACUUCCUCUACAAACAGCAUAAAAGUGUCUCAUCUUGAAUCUUGUCUGAACAACAGAGACAUUUGUCCCAUUUUCCCUGAACUGCAGCAAAACUCUGAUUUUAUACUCCAUUUUACAGUAAAAUGCAAUGUAUUUACAUUAAAUGAGCUUGGCCUGCACUGAAAUACUUGUUCAUAAAGUACCGUAACCAGGCAUACAACAAUACUGAGUGAUAUAUAAAUAAUUUUUGAUUGUUGUUGUUUUGUGGAUGUUGGGAAAAAAUAGAAUGAGGAUCAGAGCCCUAACAACAUUCACUUUAAUGACAGACUGCAGAGAAAUGUGUAAAUGAAAGCACAGUAGUAAUUAUUGGUAAAAGACAAGGACUGCAGUACUAAAGAUGUGUUUUUGUGCUCCUGAACCUCUGAAAAUAAUUUCCUCUUUGUAAACAUUCUACCAACAGCAUUUUUUCUUUUCCAUAUAAAACUUGCAUUUUUCAUUUUGCAGCACCAAAGUGCAUUUCAAAAUUCAGUUUAAUAAAAUGUUUAAUAAAAGUUUGAGAUUUAAA